ACUGAGACUUCAAAACCGGUCGCGGGCGCGGUCGACGAUACGUCGCCGCUCCGAGCGAAUGAAAAACCGCAUCGGGCGAAAGCGACCGGUUGCCUGGCCGGAGGGAGGCCGGCGCUGACCGGUGGAGGUGCAGGCUGCCUCGAAAACGAGCAGCUGCCGUUACGCACUGGCCGCUACCACCAUGCUCCGCUGCGGCACGCUGUCCUUCGCCGUCUGGACGAUGAUUGCCAUCGCCGCAGCAGAUUCGGCUUUAACAGGCGUGGGAACACAACUUCAAGGUCCUCCUUCAAGACUCGGAGAACAAGGUACGUAUUUACCAUUUUAUCAUGGACUAAGUAUUACUGACAAUAUAGCCAUGUUUACUCACUGUCCUAAUUCUGAAGGCGCUCCUGGAGGCCAAUGUCCGAACUUCGUAGCGUUCACGGCGCCCGAUGGCUGCAGCACCUGUCUCUGCGUUGUGGAUGGUCGCAUGACGUUCUGCUCGCGCAACGCCUGCCCGGAGCCUGGGAACUACACGAUAAACGAAUGCGUGGAAAACGCCCUGUACGCGGGCAGCGACGGCUGCAACAGCUGCCAGUGCAACGCGUUCCGCAGUUUCUCCUGGUGCACGCGCAAGAUCUGUGUGCUGUCGGAAGCCACACGGCCUCCGCCGAAGACCCCGCAACCUCCGACCGCGCCUCUGCACCCGCCCUUCCCCACGCAGCGCCCGCCUCCGUCCUUCGCCAGCUUCGGCGCCCCCAGCCCCCCUCGCACCCCCGAUGACACUCCAUUCCGGCCUUUCCUGCUGUGGAAUCACGCCGUCGCGACGCCCACCGGCAACCCGGCGCCCCUCUUGAGGCUGGUGUCUGGCUGGCUAGGGCGCGCCUUCUCCCCGCACCGCCUCAACUGA
This is a messenger RNA of Gryllus bimaculatus (two-spotted cricket), 889 nucleotides long. The record is from the annotation of a GenBank genome assembly. Lineage: Eukaryota; Metazoa; Arthropoda; Insecta; Orthoptera; Gryllidae.